Fundulus heteroclitus (mummichog) is the source of this 1526-nucleotide messenger RNA. RefSeq names its product caspase-8. The transcript is spliced from 6 exons. The coding region runs from base 240 to 1400 and encodes 386 amino acids. The record is from RefSeq and is a predicted model, not a curated record. Gene Ontology annotation, biological process: regulation of apoptotic process; proteolysis. NCBI's taxonomy places the organism in Eukaryota, Metazoa, Chordata, Actinopteri, Cyprinodontiformes, Fundulidae. Gene Ontology annotation, molecular function: cysteine-type endopeptidase activity.
AAAACUUAGAUCAUGCUGCUUUGUGCCUGUCUGGGUGGCGGGACUUUAUCACCGCCUCGCAACGUGUCUAUAAUUGUAGUUUUAUUGGUUUAAAAUAAGCUGCCUAACUUACUAGCUUUACACUUUGAUUUUCGGACAGGCUGAGAAGUGGGGGUUUGGGAAAAACGAAAGCAUUUACUGCUUUCGAAGAAGCACGCAAGACGACGGACGAGCUUUGAGGUUCUGGUUCUAGCGCAGAAAUGUCGGCCAGAGACGCGCUUAGGCGCAACAAAACCAAACUCCUGGACGUCUUAUGUGGAGACCGCAUUCUUAUCCUGCAGAAAGUCUUUGAGAAGAAUCUGAUCACUCUGAGGGAAUACAACGGUCUGAAGGGAAUCAACAAGGAGAACGAUGAGGGCCACGUUGUGGAGCUUGUGGACAAGAUCAUGAAUAAAGGAGAAGAAACCUGCCAACUCUUCAUAAACCUCCUGCAGACAGAUGCGGACAUUAAAACGACUUAUCCCGAUCUGAGGAACAUGCAGUUCAGUGACGUCAGAAUGACCGAGCCGGUCCAGGCUAGCUCACCUUGUUCAGGUGACGCGGGGCCAGAGAAUAAAAAGCUGAAGGGUGAGUGUUAUGAACUAAAAAGCCAGCCUGUUGGUGUCUGCCUGAUCAUAAACAACAAGGAAGUCAUCGGCGGCAAACCGAGAAGGGGGACGGACAAAGAUGCUGAAAGCCUGGCAAAGGUGUUCAGCUGGCUGGGCUUCAGAGUGCUGAUGUGCAAAGACCAAACCAGGGACCAGAUGAAACACACACUGGAGAGCUUUGCUUCGCUUCGUGACGCCGACCAGCUGCAGGAGUCGAGCUUGCAGGAAUGGUUUGGUUGCUCUUUCAUUGCUCCCCAGCAGCUUCUUAAGCAUGGCGAUGCAUUCGUCUGCUGCAUUCUGAGCCACGGGGCGCAGGGUGUGGUUUUGGGGAUUGACUCAAAGCCUCUUGCCAUUAAAGAGAUAACAAGAUAUUUUAAUGCCACUGACCAGUCAGCCCUCACUGGCAAACCCAAGGUGUUCCUGAUCCAGGCCUGCCAAGGAGGCAAAAUCCAGCGAGGGGUUCUGCUGAAAGAUGUGGAGGAGGAUAGCUUGACAUCCAUUCCUGAGGAAACAGAUUUUCUCGUUGCUGUUGCCACUGUUGAAGAUCAUGCAGCUUUUAGACACCCAACAGAAGGAAGCUGGUUUGUCCAGUCUGUGUGUGAGCAGCUAGAGGAGCACUGUCCUAGGGGUGAGGACAUCACUUCCAUCCUCCACCGUGUAAAUGAUCAAGUAGGACAAAAAGAGGGCUCCAUCUAUGUUGGAGAAGAAAAGCAGGCGCCUGAAGUGAGGUUCACGCUGAGGAAGAAACUUGUGCUGUCGCCACCUUCCAUGUGAAGCAACAAAGCUCCUGCAAAUAUAGCAUCUCUAAUUUUUGAUACUAUAUUUUCUAAUCUAUUUUUACUUUGAGUCACAUUUUUUAAUUUUCUACCAAUUUAGCAAAUAAAGUGAGAAGUGCGGUCA